AUGGGCUCCGCAGCGAACACCGUGGACCGGCCAGCGCUGGCGUCCAACCCCAAGUACAUCUUCUUUACCGACUUUGAUGGCACCAUCACCCUGCAGGAUACCAAUGACUACAUGACCGACCACAUUGGCUUUGGCGAAGCACUUCGCCGGAAGGGCAACGGCGACGUCCUCAGCGGCGCGCGUGACUUCCGCGAUUCGUUCCGGGAGAUGAUGGACUCGAUCCGCACCACCUCGUUCGAGGACUGCAUCGCCCUCCUCAAGAAGAACAUCAAGCUUGACCCCCACUUCAAGACCUUUUUUGACUGGGCCGACGGCGCCAACGUGCCCAUUGUCAUCCUCAGCGGCGGCAUGGAGCCCAUCAUUCGCGGCCUGCUGAGCAACUGGCUCGGCGAGGACGCCGUCCGCCGCCGGCUCCAGAUUGUCAGCAACAACGUGGCCGCGCGCGAGCCGGGCGUCAAGGACCUGUACAAGGACGCUGGCGGCUGGAAGCUGGUGUACCACGACGACAGCUCCUUUGGCCACGACAAGUCGAUUGAGAUCCGCAAGUACUCCCGCAACGCCGACGGCAGUGUCACGGCCGCCUCGGAGCGCCCCGUCAUCUUCUACGCCGGCGACGGCGUGUCGGAUCUGUCGGCGGCGCGCGAGACGGACCUGAUGUUCGCCAAGGCGGGCAAGGACCUGGUCGAGUACUGCAAGCGGGAGAACGUGCCGUACACCGAGUUUACGGAUUUCAGCGACAUCGCCAAGGAUGUCGAGAGCAUUGUCGAGGGUCGGGCCACGGUGGCCGACGUUUUGGCGAGAAAACAGUAA
This is a messenger RNA of Sporothrix brasiliensis 5110, 810 nucleotides long. RefSeq lists its product as uncharacterized. The record is from RefSeq and is a predicted model, not a curated record. Bases 1 to 810 code for a protein of 269 amino acids. The transcript has a single exon. NCBI's taxonomy places the organism in Eukaryota, Fungi, Ascomycota, Sordariomycetes, Ophiostomatales, Ophiostomataceae. Gene Ontology annotation, molecular function: phosphatase activity.